AUAAACUCUGACUUUAUUUCAAACCAAAAAUCAAAACAACAUAAUAAAAUAAAAACACCAAAACAAAAGUAACAAUGAACAAAAAGUAGUCAGUUGAAGUAAAACGUAUCUAUCUGUCCAUAUCGUGUGUUAUUUCUACAAAUUCUCACAUGUAUUUACAAGUAAUGUACAAACAACGAAGCCCAGUUUGUUCACAAUCCAAAUAUCCAUCCACCCAACAUUUCUUCUUCCAUAUACCUGCCAAAAUAUCUUAAAUGUUAGAAUAAUAUAAGAUUAAAUAUGGUAAAAUCAUAUAGUUUAAAUGUGUGUAAUAUUAAAUAAAGUUUAUUAUUGAACCAAAUCAAUGAAUUAAUCUAUAGUCACCUCUAGUUAGAAUGAAAGUAAAAUAUUCCCAGUACUACUCCGCCCUUGCCGCCACUUGAAAAACGGCACGGCGAUAAUACAAAAUGGAGCGCACCCAAAGUCGGCCGACCAAAACUUACACGGCGUUAAAAACAGAUCGAUCGACGGCGGGCUGAAAAAAACCGUUGGUGUGUUUUCUUCUCCGCCAUUACGAAUUAAUUCAAUAUUAACUAAACAUUGAUUCACGUGUUUUAUUCGUCGAGUCGAGUUAAUGUCGAUGAAAGUAGUUUUAUUUCCUCCCAACCGUCCGGAGAGAAACUCCGCGUUAGUUCAUGUACGGGAGCCGGAAAGUAACGACUAGAAGGUAGCUAGGUAAGCUAAUGUUUAGCUUUAAUCUGAGGAGCUGCCCACUUUUCCCUGACGGUUCAGAUGGCUGUACGCUGGCUAUGCAGCCUGUUUGGGAAGCCCUUUGAUGGCGGGAAGAGGAUGGACCAUGGCGGUCCGCAGCAGCAGCAGCAGCAGCAGCAGCAUCCGAUGGAGCAGCAGUAUCAUCAGCAGCAGCCCUAUCAUCCGCAGCACCCCGCCAUGAUGCGGCUGUACGAGGUCCAGAAGGAGGUGGCGUCUCUGGGGCCUCAGGUGUGCCACUUCAGCGGCCUGCAGAACGACCGAGACUACAAGCGUCUGGAGCGAGAUCUGACGCGGCUGCUGCUGGAGGUGGACCAGGUGGACACGGAGGGCAAGCCGGAGCUGCAGGGGGCGCGAAAGAGAGCGGCACAGGAAGUGGAGGGGCUCCUGCGUUACCUGGAGGAGAACGCCUCUCAUCCAUCUCGUCAGGCCAUCGAGGAGCUGAGCAACGAGGCUCGGCAGCUGGUGGACGAGCGCGUGGUGGCACCUCAACGUGACGGAGGGGUGGCCGAGAUAAACGACGAGCUGGUGGACGCUCUGCAGGAGAUCAUACUGAGGCUCACCCAAGUCAAGACCGAGGGGAGGGUCCCGCUCCGCAAGGCCCGGUACCGGGCGCUGACACGCCUGUGCGCCGUGCAGGACGUGAUCGAGGGGCGCACUCAGCAGCAGACCCUUUCCCUGCCGCUGUCCGGGGACACCCACGAGGCCGUGCACCGCAUCAACCAGGUGAUGGUGAAGGUGAGCGUGGCGCGCAGUCAGCUGGUGGCGCUGCUGAUGGGCCUGAGUGGGAGGGACAGCUGCGCCCACCUGUCUCGAAUCCUGACGGAGAUGCAGGUGGAGCUCGACGCUCUGGACGUUUCCGGGAACGCAGCGAUCAGAAAUUACCGGAAACAGGUCGUGGAGGAGAUUAACGGGCUGCUGAAACAUCUGGACCUGGAGGGGGAGGGAGACGACACUCGCAGGUACGACUUGGCGCAAAACAACUCCAUCCGUGAGAUCGAGGCGGUGCGAGCUCACGUCUCCCACCUGAGAGAGGGCGUCCUGCGCCACUGCGUGAUGGGCGACCUGAGCUUCAGGCCCAAAGCCGAGCUGCAGAGCCUUCUCACCCACCUGGACGCGGUGGACACGGCCAAGAACCCGUGCAUCAGAGAGGCUCGCCGCCGCGCCGUGGUGGAGGUCCAAGCCAUCAUCACCUUCCUGGACCUCCGCGAGGCCCUGGCACGCCGCCAGCCGGGCCCCCAUGAGCAUCCAUCGCACCGCUCCGUGUGGCUGGUCCUGGGGAGCCUGUCGGACCUCCAGGCGCAGGUGCUCGGGUUUGACGGGAAGCGGGCCGACAAGAGCUACAUGAUGCUGGAGGAGCUGCUGACCAAGCAGCUGCUGGCGCUGGACGCCGUGGACCCGCAGGGCGACGAGAUGACCAAGAUGGCGAGGAAGCAGGCGGUGAAGUUCGCCCAGAACAUUCUCAACUACCUGGACAUGAAGACGGACGAGUGGGAGUAUUGAUCCAGUCGAAAACACGGAUCACAGUCGGGUGGCCGUGUUUCUCGGAUGGGACCGUCGCUGCAGGAAAAGAAGGAGAUGAUAAUGAGUGUAAAUUUAAAAAGAAAAAAAAAAGAAACGUUGUCAUUCCAUGGGCUGUAUAUAUAUUGACUCAAACCCCCAGAAUGCACUGCUGCAGCGCUUUUCUUUCGUCUCUUUGUGGUAGUUGUGGCCGAACCCGCUGAGAAGUCAACAACACAGAACUCCUUUUGUGAAACACUUUGACUUUUUUUUUUGUGCUUUUUUGAAGAUUUUCUUUUUAACUCUCCCGACGUAUGAGUGUGUGUGAGUGAAUGUGUGUGUGUUUGUGUGUGUGUGUGUGUGCGAGUAGUCGUCUGUCGUCGUCGUCGUGUUUGGUGUGUGGUCGUCGCAGCCUGCUGCCAAAGCACUAAAUAAUGCCUGUUAUAGUGGUCGUACCCUCCAGACUGCACUUGAUAUCGAUGGAUUGCUUCGCUGUGGCCGUCUGGCCUGAUUUAAUAUGAGUGUCAGUGGUGAACGGAGCCAGCACGUGUUAAAUACUGUGACCUAAUUAGAGAAAGUCGUCUACUGCCGCUGAAAGACGUGGGCUCGUACCGGGUCAUGAUCCCUGUUGACAAAAGUGCUGAUUUUGGGUGAUAAAUGUCAAACUACAAACUGCAAGGAGAUUUCCGAGCAGUUUGUAUUGAAAUCAAAUUCGAUCAGAUUCUUUUUGGCAAAGCAGAUGGUGGGAACAAAUGUCGAAUGGGAAAUCAAAUUAAAAUCCGCAUUGAAAUGUGCUUUUAAACACAAUUUACAGGGAUUUUUUGGGGGUUGGGGGAAUUUUUAGAAGGUGAAACAUGAGAGGCUGUGUUGACCAACAUCAGGCUGGUGUUGAAGCCAGACAAUCUGUGUUUAAACAGAGAUGUAAUUAGAGGGAGAACAGUGGGAGUUUGCAUUAUUGAUGUAAGGUCAGCCUCCACUCCUGCGUGACCCUGUUUAUCCCCUCAGCAUUUGGUCCGCGGCUCUGGUAGCGCUCCAGUUCACACGACUUUGGCAAACUCUCUCUAAAGCCCGCAGCUGUCGUGGGCAACCGGUCAAAUUUUAAAAAAAAAAGAUAAAAGCAGUGGCCAGAAUGAAAUGUCCGCGUCUUAGUUUUCUGUAAACCUUGGACACGUUUCAUCAUAUCAGCAUUUCUUCGAUUUGUCAUAUCGCGUCCAGACGUGUUAGUGGUAACGAUUCUGGAUAUUUUUGAUGAGAUGUCGGGAAAAAUUCUGCUGCGUAAGCGCCAACAAAACUGGAUAUCUGCGAAGAAAAAUGUGGACAAUCUUCAGCCGUGUUAGUGGCAACAACAUCUGAUAUUUUUACGAGAUUUGAGAGUAAUUUCCAGUCCUAGUUGGACAAGACGUCAGGAAAAAGUCCAGCUGUUCUUGUGGUAAAACAUCAUCUUUUCCAAACUUAACAAGUGUUUUUUGUGGCUAAGUCUACCCAGAUCACAAGCACCGCGUUGUCUCAACGUAGAAAACUGAUCAUUAAAAAAAAACAAAGUUUCAACAUAUCCUCAGUUUGCAGAGACACCAACAUUUAUUCUGCUGACUGUGUCAAAAGAAAAAGGCAGUCCUCGUCACCGAGGCAUCGAUGAAGGAUGCAGGAAACUAUAAAUCUGUGUGGAGAUGUUGAGGCAGCCUGCCAGCCAGCGGUGAGCAGGAUGUCUCACAGAACGCAGGAUGUUUGAAAAGAUAAAAGUCCCCUUCCCCCUCGCUGCUUGUGUAGCUGUUAGUCUGUAACGUGCUUCAAAUGUUUGUUGUGACUCUGUAUGAUUGCGCCAGGCUAUAAAUGGAUCAGGUUCGAAUUCAGAGAUCGAGGAGAGGAGGCGAUAUUUUGCUGUUGCUGCUGCUUUAGGUUUUUUUUUUGUUUUCUACCCACUGCUUUCUACUGACGGAGAAGUGCGACUGUGAGAGCUCCCCGGGGAGAGGAAGACGAGGGGAGGCUGAGGCAGAGAUAUCCACUGGAUUGACACAUCAAGGCUGAAGCGCGCAGGGCCGGCAGUCGGGUCCUGUGCGGUAGAGAGUAUUGAUGGUGAUCGCAGUCGACGGAGCCUUCUAGAAACUUCUCGAAGCUGCUGCUCGAGACGGUGGGAGGGAGGGAGGGAAAGGACUGGAAGAGAAGUCCAAAUCCCUGUGCCUUUAUUUUCACCCUUCCCUUUGAGCUGGCUGGUGUAAAAGCAGCCUUGUAGUGCAGAGAGUGAAUGAGGAGCAAGCAGCCGCUCGAUAACGCUGAAGCACCGAAUGUGUUUACGGAGAGCACCUCGGCCGCUAAUCAGCGCGAGGAAUUUGCACUACUAUGUCAGAAAUCGAGGCAUUUUUUUCGAAUCAGUAUUUAGACUAAAGGUGGUGGUGUUCUGGUCAAUACUUUGUGGUUACAAACGCUCUCGGCAGCAGGCAAUAAAAUGAGUCACAUCGUGCUUUCGCACUGCAAACAGCCUCGCUGAUGGGACUUCUCAAAAAAAAAAAAAAAAACCAGUAGCUGAAAUUCAACGGACAAAAAACAAAAUAAUGAGGCGAUUAAAUUACCUCACAGCUCCCUGCUGACUUCUAAAAACAAACCAACCGUUCAUGAAGAGACGUUUCUGUGGCGUUAACUUCCGCAGGAGACUUUUUUUUAAAUUGUAAAGCUGCUUCUUGACUUUAGAAUCAGCCUCAGUCACAUCUCAUUCAGUAGCUGUUCAGGAGAUUUCAGUCAUUUUACAUCAGCAGAUUGAGUUCAUCACCCUGCUUCCUUUAACUCUACAGAGCAUUUUAGCAUCUUUCAGCUCUUUGUUUUCAAUUCUGAAUCCUUUAAGUGUUCAGAACGAUCGGCACCUCACAGCUACUUAAUGAACCUUGAGGUGAGGUUGUUGUUUUGUCAAGAAGUGGAAGAUUGAGUGUUUUUGGCUCUAAUCAGUUUCUCUUUCGCGUCGCUCGCCAACUUACUCAUGACUUAAAAAUACCUCAGCAGGAAAAGAGAGGAGCUUUUGGAUCGUUAUCUUAUUGACUGUUGACAGCUUGACGAUCCUGUAAAGUUUAACUGAGUCUGACGUUUCUUGGCCGAGGAGACGUUUCAUCAGCAGACCGUCCCUGUUCUCAGCUCUGUGGGGACGUUUUGGUUUUUUUUUCCCUCUGACUUGCAGUGCGAAACACAAAAACGUCAAACUUCUCAAUAGUUCCCCGGCAACAAGUUACACAAAUGUAAUUAAAGCAACAAAGCCGAAGCAAAUCUUUGUUGCUCAUCCGAGCUGCUGAGGAGGGGGGUUGUCGCGUGUAUCACUGCUUUUUGAAAACACAAAGACGUGUUCCAGUGAACUCCCACAGACCCUUUUUAUGUGUAUUAAGCUGCUGUUGGAAGUAUUUUCUGGCACGUAGCCUGCAGCUCGGCCUCCUGGGUACAGAGCUGACUCAUACGGGAGAAAAUUAGAUUAAACAGCGUUCAUUAAACAUCGUCAGCCUGCCGUCCUGCCCGCCUGCCUGCCUGCCUGCCUGCCUGCCUGGCUGUUGUUGUUGCAACAGAUGCUUUCUCACAGCGAACCUUAUGCUCUCUCAGACCAAACCAACCCGAACACACCUUAAGUUCACAUGCUCUUUUUUGUAUGCAGUGAUAUAUAUGAAGAUAUGUACAUUUACUCCUCGCAGUUAGAUGCAUUUCUGUACAUUGCUUCCUCUUUUUAAACACUCGUUUUGAAUAAUUUAUCAGAAGUUUUACACUAUAUGGAGAAAUGUUACUUAGAUCCUUUUCUGUCUUGUCAUCUUAGUGUCUCAAAGCCUCUGGGUAAUUUUUUUUAAUUUUUUUUUUUUUUUAUUAUUCAGUAUUAGCGGCGCCUCUGUGAGUGGGCGUUCUGGCAACCGUACAAAUUUAUACUCUGUGGUUCGUAAGUACAAAUUUUAAAGAGGAGGAUGGCAGCGUGGUAAAGCACCAUUUUCUAAAUAUCUUACAGAGAGAUGGAGCGAGUUACCCGUCAGAGAUUCCCAAAUAUCAACACUACUCCCUUUUAUUCUGUGAUGUAAAUACAAAAAAACGGGUCCUGGUCCCAAAGCGAUUUUACUUCUGAAUAAUUUAAAGGUGCAAUAUGUAAGAAUUGACCACCGGUCGAAGGUGGGCGCUGCGUUUUAUUAGCUCAGUUAGCGGCGCAGCUAGCAGACGAGACUGGGAGCUUUGGGUAGCAUUACGAGGUUAGCGUGCUAACUUCAUCGGAUCUUUCUGCUGUUAAACCUGAUAUUACUUCACAUUCGCUUGGUCAUUUCAGUGUCAAAACAAAAUUAAGAAAAUAAAAAUGUAAGAAAAGGAGCAUUUUUUACGAGAGUAAUUGCUAACUGCUGCUAACUAUUAGUCGGCUAUGCAGCUAGCGGUCCAGACUCGCUAGCAUAACUGCUUUGGGGUUAGACAGGCCGAGGCUAGCUGGUUAGCAUGCUAUCGUCCGUAGAUAUCUCUGCAACACAACUUAAUAAAUAUAAUGUUAGUUAAUCUUUCUUACAUAUGGCACCUUUUAAGAGCUGGAAUUGAUCAACAUAGUUCUGAUACAUUUUUUUGCGGCCGUUACACAAGAAAGGACAAAUCGAUUUUAUAGGUUUAGAAAAAAAGGCAAAUAAAUUUCUACUUUAAUGAAUCUCCCUGCAUGAGUGUGGAAGUUUGUCAGAUGGUUUGUACUCAGAGGAAAGUCUUGGACCAACAUUUUAAAGAAUAAGGCAGAUGAUAAUUUGUCUUUUUGUUAAUGUCGAGAAAUCCCAUUAAAAGACAAAAAACAACAGCUAAUCUAUAUAUAAUCUAUAUAUUGUAAGGAUUUAAUUACUGUUAGUUUGGUCUUUUUAUGGGAUUUGUUGAAAAGAAGGAAAAAUUAUCUUAAUGAAACCUUUGUUUAUAUACAGUUUUUAAAAAGAACAGGAUGAUGGGGAUGUUAGUUAUUCAAACAAAGGCAGGAAUAUGUUUGUAUGAUAAUUAAACUGAUGGUUGGUUUGGAUUAAUAUAUUCAAAUAUUUAAACCUCUCAGUUCGUCCAGCCUUCAUCCACAGUCAUCUCUGCAGAGACGCUCUUUCAGCCUCGACUCUCAGCUGGAACCGCUAAAAGCAGCUGGAGGUCACGGAGAGUCGCUGGAGUCCAUUAGUCAAGAGUUUAAAAGAUUCAGAACCAGUGGGUAUUGAAAGGUUACAGGACGGUGGAGCGAGUGGCUCGCAGGCUUUGAAGAUUUUCAUUUUCCUCUCCCAGAUUGAAUGUAGUCACUGAGGAAUGUCUUGUCUUUGUAUUUCAUUGAACCAAAGUUGAUUUCCAAACUGAAUCUUGAAUUUGACGUUAUGACGAUGCUGUGUGAGCGUUUGUUAGGUUGCUGUUGGAUGAUCAGAGGCCGUUUGCACCAGCUGAACGCAAGUUUGAUCAUAGAUUUUGAGUUAAAAGUCGAGGAUGUGUUAGACGUGAGCAUCGGCACAAACCACGACCCUAAAUUACUGAAUUUUUGAUGAGCGUCACUUGACAGAAAUUAUGUAUUUUCAAGUGUUUCUUAACACUUUUCCUUUCGUGUCGUGCACCUUGAGAAUUGUCUCUACGCUGAUGACACUGUCAUAUAUUCACGUAGUGUCGUCAGAAAGAUAAACAUCCAUAAAUCUGGAUGCUAACAUGUAACCAAACAAGCCGUCUGGAGGAUAUGUGGCCGAUCUCCAAGUUUAUCUCAGUCUAACUUGUGUAAUCUACAUUCAAACGAAGCUACAGGACGUUUGAACUUGCAGAUAGCUGAGCUGGUGCAACUUCCUGUUAGAUCCACCAACCGAUCGUACAACGCAGGAGAGAUCUUGAUUGAUGAUUGGUGAUAAACGAAGGGUCGAGAGGUUGGAAAUGUUUGAUCCACCGAGAGAGCAGAUAAUCUUCCUUACUGAGCUUUAGCAAAAAAGUUCUUUAUUUAAGCGCACUUUUUUCACGUUCCUUAGUCACAGUUUGUUGUAACUGCUUUGCCUUUUUCUUUUUCUUUUUUUUGCAAAUGACAGGAAUGUGUCCUGUGACUGCAGAGGUGAUGCAUUGCUCUUCUUUUUUUUGGUUUCCAAAUGUGUUUUUCUUAAGUCGCCUUUUUAAACUGCAUUGAUUGUGACAGGCUUUAGCUGUUUCUCCUCCGAGACGCACUUGUACAAAAAAAAAAAAAAAAAAAAAAGCACACCGAGACUGGAAAAAAACAAACAAAAAUAAGCCGUGUGAAUGCUCCAUGGAUGGUUGUGUUUUGAAUUUGUAUUCCCACUGCAAAAUAAAGACAGCGUGUCUUCAUCAG
Molecule: messenger RNA, 8521 nt
Organism: Acanthopagrus latus (yellowfin seabream)
Lineage: Eukaryota; Metazoa; Chordata; Actinopteri; Spariformes; Sparidae
Gene: bag5
Product: BCL2 associated athanogene 5
Exons: 3
Coding region: 772-2250 (492 amino acids)
Biological process (GO): regulation of inclusion body assembly; protein stabilization; negative regulation of protein ubiquitination
Cellular component (GO): cytoplasm; cytosol; nucleus
Molecular function (GO): protein-folding chaperone binding; adenyl-nucleotide exchange factor activity
Source: RefSeq, a predicted model, not a curated record